Molecule: messenger RNA, 2876 nt
Organism: Pocillopora verrucosa
Lineage: Eukaryota; Metazoa; Cnidaria; Anthozoa; Scleractinia; Pocilloporidae
Source: RefSeq, a predicted model, not a curated record
AGCAAUAUGGCGGACGUCAAAGCAGCAAAUAAGUUACGAUGGAAGAAAUCUGAAAAGUAUCGCCGAAUACGGCGUAAAGAAACACGGGCGAAAGAAGAUAAAGAAAUCAAAGAGUUAGAGGAUCGUUGCAGAGAUCUAGAUGGUUUAGCCAAUGUGUCAAAGUUUUCUGAUCUACCUCUCUCACAAAGAACACUUCAAGGCUUGAUAGGUGCUGGCUAUUUGAUUCCAACUGAGAUUCAAAAGGCUGGAAUACCUAUCUCCUUAAAAGGCCAUGAUGUUUUGGGAGCUGCCAAAACUGGUUCAGGGAAAACCUUAGCUUUUCUUAUUCCCGUAAUUGAAGCAUUAUGGAGACAGCAGUGGUCAUCUAUUGAUGGUUUAGGUGCCCUUAUAAUCUCUCCAACACGUGAACUUGCAUAUCAAACCUUUGAAGUAUUAUGCAAGAUUGGCUGCAAACAUGAUCUCUCAGCUGGUCUUAUCAUUGGAGGAAAGGAUUUAAAACAUGAACAGGAGAGAAUAAGGAGAACAAACAUAGUAGUUUGCACCCCUGGACGACUUCUCCAGCACAUGGAUGAGACACCAGAUUUCACCUGCAACUCCCUACAAGUCCUUGUUUUGGAUGAAGCAGACAGAAUUCUAGACUUGGGGUUUGCUGCUACUCUGAAUGCCAUCAUCGAAAAUCUUCCAGAAGAGAGACAGACCAUGCUUUAUUCAGCAACUCAAACAAGAUCAGUACAGGAUCUUGCAAGGUUGAGUCUGCAGGAUCCUGAGUACAUUGCUGUACAUGAAAACUCAAGCACAAGCACUCCAAAAGGGCUAACUCAGAGUUAUGUUGUUUGUGAACUCCCAGAAAAGCUGAAUUUUCUAUAUUCCUUUAUCCGUAAUCACAUCAAGAGUAAGAUUCUUGUCUUUGUUUCAAGUUGUAAACAGGUAAAAUUUAUUUAUGAAUCUUUUCGUCGUCUACGUCCUGGAAUUCCAUUGAUGGCUCUAUAUGGAAAACAAAAACAGCUGAAGAGAGUAGCAAUUUAUAAUGACUUCUGUAAGAAGACAGAGGCUGUGUUAUUUGCUACAGAUAUUGCAGCCAGGGGUCUGGACAUUCCUGCAGUACACUGGGUGAUCCAACUGGACUGUCCAGAGGAUGCCAACACAUACAUUCAUCGAGCUGGAAGAACAGCUAGGUAUCAAAAGAAUGGUCAGUCUUUGUUGGUGUUGUUACCUUCAGAAGAACAAGAAAUGAUCAAGGCUCUAGAAGAAAAAAAGAUACCCAUAAACAGAAUAAGAGUAAACCCACAGAAGCUUGGGUCAAUUCAAAAGAAACUUGAAGCUUUCUGUGCGCAAGACUUGGAAAUAAAGCAGUGGGCACAAAAGAGUAUUGUAUCGUACGCAAGAUCCGUGUUUUUACAGUCAAACAAAAAGAUUUUCGAUGUCAAUCAGUUGCCGUUGGACGCGUUCGCUCAAUCACUUGGAUUACCCAAUCCUCCUCGGAUUAGAUUUCUCAAGAAAGCCGAGAAAAGGUAUGGUAAGCAAGAUGACUCGCAGAUUGACGUCAUCGGUCUGAGCAGUCGAUUGGAAGAAAACAGUGGGAGCAGUGAUGAAGAGACUAGAGACGAGGAAAGUAACGACGCGAGGGAUCUGGGGAAUAGUGCAAAAAUGAUUGAUGUUAGCGCUCCACAAGAUGAUUUACUUGUUCUUAAGAAACGACACAUUGACUUUGACCCAGGCCCACCGUUAAAAGAGGAAGAAAUUCCAGAAAAAGAGAAGAAAUCAAGGAAACCAAAGAGCAAAAUUGCUGUUGCCAAAAAGAUACUUAACAAAAACGUGAAGGUGAACACAAAGAUUGUGUUCGACGACGAAGGAGAGCCAGUAACGAUUGAAGGAGCUCCUCUCGAUCACACGGGUAAGCCUGAAUCAUCCAAUGAGACACUCGAACCAGUUCCCCUCAGUGAGAGCCACAAGCGUCAAGUAGGUGGAAUUUCGGUGGCAGAAUCGCGUGACUUGAUGCGCGAGGCAGAUUUGAUUGACAGGAAAGUGGAGCGGGAGCGAAUUAGAAGCAAGCACAAAGAACAAAGAAAGAAAAUCAAGAAACGACGACGCGAAGAACAGGGUUUCUCUGGUGUCAGUUUAGCUGAAGAUGAAAAGAGCGCAGAGGAAUCGUUUGAGUCUGAUGAAGAAACACCAGUGAGCCCAAAGAAGAGAAAACGAUUUCCAAAGGGUGAAAAAUCCAUAGAUAUCUCUUUGGAUUUGGCCCCUCAAGGAGCAUCUUUGGCAGAUGACGAGGAGCUCGCAUUACAGUUACUGACAGGAUCUUGAUAAAGAGGGAGACAUUUGGACUAAGAGAAACCGAGGAACACUCUCGUGAUACCUGGUCCCGGUCCCUAUAAAUAACGAGCCUCAAAGUGUGGAUUCCUUUUCACGUGAAAGGAAAAGCUCCCACUAACCUACCGCCAGAAAUACCACGUAUUCGACACGAUGUUCUGUGUUUGGAUUCUGCACAAGUAUCGUCCAAAUAGUACUUAUUUGGGCUACACAAAUACUCAGUCCAAAGGGUCACGACAAAAUUUAUGGAGCUCGAUGCCUCCCAAAAAACGGCUGCUACUAAGUGCAAAGGAAUAAAUGCAACCUCGUUCCCACUCCUCAAACCCUUUUAGGAAGAAGAGAGAGGGCCCUGGGAACAAGGUUGAAAUGAAUGCGGGGACCCUAGUUUAUGUCGUCGACAACUUUUGCUCAGUUCAUAUCUAACUUACACCAACAAGUUUAGGUUGACCUUCUCUAUCUAACACAAUGAUUGCCUCUCGCGAUAUUAAUUCUCAAUUUUACGCACUGUUGUGCGUUUAGAUUAGAGAAUUUAGGGUUAAAUCAGAGGGAAUCUUACCCCCCCC